Messenger RNA from Galdieria sulphuraria, 3177 nucleotides. Its product is annotated as alkane 1-monooxygenase isoform 2. Gene Ontology annotation, biological process: lipid metabolic process; RNA methylation. Lineage: Eukaryota; Rhodophyta; Bangiophyceae; Galdieriales; Galdieriaceae. The transcript is spliced from 7 exons. Gene Ontology annotation, molecular function: methyltransferase activity; oxidoreductase activity. Bases 15 to 2888 code for a protein of 957 amino acids. The record is from RefSeq and is a predicted model, not a curated record.
GAUAUGUUUUUAUUAUGGUUCCUUUAAUGGAUUUCUUGUUGGGUGAAGAUAUGAAUAACCCUACAGAACAGGAAGAAGAAUAUUUUGCAACCAGUUUUCAAUACAGACUGCCUUUACUAUUAUGGCUUCCAGUGGAGUUUCUUCUCAUUACCAAAGGAGCUAUUGUAGUCAGCAGCUCUUGUAGCUGGACUUGUUGGUUAACCAGCACGAUAUCUGUAGGUCUCAUGAGCGGUGUGGGAAUUACCUGCGCACAUGAGUUGGGUCAUAAGACUUCUAUCACCUGUUCUUUAUUUUCAAAGAGUUUAUUAUUGUUAGCUUGCUUUGGUUGUUUCACUAUUGAACACAAUUAUGGACAUCAUAAGAAUGUUGGUACUGAAGAAGAUCCGACAACAGCCAAAUACAAUGAGUCUUUUUACCGUUUUGUGUUCCGUGCCAUAUAUGGUGUUGUGAGAGAUGCUUGGAAAAUCCAAGUCAAGGCAUUAAGACGUAGGGGUUAUUCUGGCGUUGAACUUGUACUGAGAAAUGAAGUUUUCCAAGAUACUUGUUGCAGUUUGGGCAUUGGCUUUACUUAUUGCUUGUUGUUUGGAAAGAAGGCCAUGAUUUUCUUUUUUGCACAGACAGUUAUUGCUGUUUCUUUAUUGCAACUUGUCAAUUACAUCGAACAUUAUGGUUUGGUACGACGAAAGCUUUCCAAUGGAACAUACGAGCCGGUGAAUAUAUGUCAUUCAUGGGAUGCUCCUCAUAAGUUUACCAAUUUUUCUCAGUUCAAGUUACAACGACAUUCUGAUCAUCACAAGGAUCCUUUGCGACCAUAUCAGUUACUGAGAACAUGGGAACCAACUCCAAAGCUUCCUUAUGGCUAUCCAACUAUGAUUGUAAUAGCACUUGUUCCUUUUGUCUUUUUUCGAUUGAUGAAUCCAUUGAAUGAGGAGCUUCAAAACUUUUUGGUAGAUAUAUAUGGUAAAGACAACUUUCAUGGGUUGUGUAGAAAACUUUCGGUACCACCUCCAACUACUUUCCGUGUCAAUACGUUGAAAACAACAGCUGACAAAUUCUGUGAGAGUCUACGAGAGAGAGUGAUAAGACAGGCAAAGCACCGACAAGUGGACGAGAAAGAGUUGGCAAAACUAAGAGUAAUAGUUCACCCCAAAAUAAAGGACGUGAUUCAACUUGAUACUCUUGGACCUUUUGACAGGGAUACUCAAGGUUUACCUGUUGCUUGUGUAGAUAGUUUUUGUGGAGAAUCAGUCUUUCGAGGUGCCGAUGUUUACGCUGGUGGAAUAGUUGCCCUAGAAAGCAGUGCCGCAGUGAAUCAGUUGGUUCAAGUUUGGAUGGAUCCCUUUGGCGCCAUUACUCGAGGCUCGACACAGUUUGAUACCAGCAGACUAAUAUAUGUUGGCAACGGUUUGUUGUUACAAAGCAGAAGAGAGAUAUUCCACAGUUCUGUUUGUGAAGGAUUAGCUAUUCAAAUAGUUGAACCUGUCUAUUUUGCUCCUUCAUUAUUUGAUAUUGUUUCGCAAGGUAUUGGUAUCCUUCAGAAUUUGCCUUGUACUGUAGUUGGCCACGUUAUGGAUCCAAAACCUGGCCAAAGGAUAUUAGACCUCUGUGCAAGUCCAGGAGGCAAAACUAGUCAUUUGGCUACUUUGAUGCAUAAUCAAGGUACUUUGGUUGCUUUGGAUCGUAAUCGGAAGAAAGUCGAAGCUAUUGAAAGUCUUUGUAAGAAAUGGGGCAUUGAUAUUGUUUAUUCAUAUGUGGUGGAUGCAACCAAGUUUAGGAACUAUAUCCAAGAGUUUUCUUCAGAACAAGAUCAUUUCUCUGUCAAGCCACCUUUUAUUCGAGAGUCCUUUGACAGUGUUUUGGUAGACCCUCCUUGUAGUGCUUUUGGUCUGAGACCCAAGUUUCAGUAUACUCUUAGUAUGAAAGAUUGGAAAGGGUUUUCCCGUUUUCAGAAGAUAUUUUUAUUAGCUGGAAUAUUGUUGUUAAAGCCAGGAGGUUGCCUUGUGUAUUCCACAUGUACUUUGGAUCCUUUGGAAAAUGAAGAAAAUAUAGCCUAUUGUCUCGAACACUUUCCGGUGGAGUUGAUUGAACAACCAAUAUAUGUUGGAGGUAAAGGUUGCUCUGGUUUUGGGAAUUUAUCACAAAAAGAUUGUGAGAAACUUCAAAGAUUUGAUCUUUUAGAUGAAGAGAAUGACACUNGAAGACUUGGCUUCAUUUUAUGGGAUAAGAAGGUCUACAAAGACUUGAAGUUUCCUUAUCCAAAGGCUUUUAUUUGGAGACAAGGAACUAUCAGGUCCUUUGUUACUAAAGCUCCAACCAGUGCUAACGGCAUCGUGGAUCCUUAUGAUCCUUCAUUAGAGUGGAAGCCUUGGUAUGUGGAUGUUACGAAGAGGAUCUUAGCUUCAUUGAGAGAUGUUCAAGCCAUGGCAGUUAUGCAGAAACAAAUUGGUAGAUUUAAGGUAAAGGAAUUUAAGGAAGAAGCGUUUCAAAUUUAUCGUCAAGUGAAUGAAGCUUUUGCAGCGGGGAAUAAGAAACUAUUAUUUCAGUACACAACUCCUUUAACUUUUAAAGAGUUUUGUAUAGCUCUGGAUGGUCGUCCUCCUUUAGAAAAACAUGUUUGGAAGUUGGGAAAACUUGUUGAGUCUCAAGUGGUGAGGACGAGAGUUUUUCGUUGGAGAAGUGGCAAUAAGAGAGAUAUUUGUGCACAGAUUACUCUUCGGUUAUAUCUUUCUAGGGCUUUAGGAGUCUACAAUAGCAAAGGAGAUAGGAUAGUGGGAGAUGCCAACAAACUGGAACAUAUUACCGAAUAUGUAGUAUUCCAGAGAAGUUUAUAUCUUUUAGAAGAUUUUUCUUGGAAAUAUGUCGGUAGGAUCCAAAUCACAAAGGAAUAGCUAGACCAUCAGCACGUGGGUCGGAUCCUGCACAAAAAGCUCCAUUUUGUAACCGUUGAAUGAUCUGACCACGUCCAAAUACUGCUCGAUCGUGGUUUCUUAUGGGACCUGCAAUGGGAUGCCCUUUAUCUUUCAAUUGUUGAAUGACUUGAUGAGAUAUUCCAUCUUCUAUAUCCACUAAGUGGUCUUCUAUAUUGGAUGAUGCUUGUGCUUCAAACUUGCCAUGUAUGCAGAAUCUGGAGGCAUCCAAAGCUUCUUGUGGAUUCAUAUUCCAAUCCACCUUUCUCAA